AGGGAUGACUCGUUCAAGAUGCUGAACAAAAAAGUUUGAUUUUGGAAAAACACCAUCAUUAUGGGAAUGUACACGCGGUAGAAAAAUUACGUCAAUCCAUUGAAAUAUGGUAUGCUACAAGUGAAUAUUUGCGACAAGAAAUGAAUUCGAAUUUUAGGAUGACUGACCCUUUUAAUCCAGUUCAUAUAAUGUCUUUCUCGGGAGCUAGAGGAAAUGCAUCUCAGGUACAUCAAUUAGUAGGUAUGAGAGGAUUAAUGUCGGAUCGUCAAGGACAAAUGAUUGAUUUACCUAUUCAAAGCAAUUUGCGCGAAGGACUCUCUUUAACAGAAUACAUCAUUUCUUGCUACGGAGCUCGUAAAGGAGUUGUGGAUACUGCUGUACGAACAUCAGACGCUGGAUAUCUCACUCGCAGACUUGUUGAAGUAGUUCAACACAUUGUUGUCCAUCGAACGGAUUGUGGCACCGCCCGGGGUAUUUCUGUGAGUCCUCAGAAUGGGAUGAUGCCGGAAAGGAACAUUAAUUGGCCGUGUAUUAGCAGAUGAUAUAUAUAUGGGUUC
Messenger RNA from Capsicum annuum, 557 nucleotides. Its product is annotated as DNA-directed RNA polymerase subunit beta''-like. The record is from RefSeq and is a predicted model, not a curated record. NCBI's taxonomy places the organism in Eukaryota, Viridiplantae, Streptophyta, Magnoliopsida, Solanales, Solanaceae. The transcript has a single exon. Gene Ontology annotation, biological process: DNA-templated transcription. Gene Ontology annotation, molecular function: DNA binding; DNA-directed RNA polymerase activity. Bases 141 to 542 code for a protein of 133 amino acids.